GUUAACGGAAAUGUUAAGAGAAGGGCUGAUUUGCCACUGCAUGGGAGUUGAGGGGCUGAUUUGCGCCCCGAUUCUGCUCUUCUUCUUUCCCGUCCCCCUGCAGCUGAACAAGGGAACCCAGGCCCCGACGCACCUCCCCUUGAGAAAAACCGAAUUUUCGGAUCUACCCUGCCCUGCUCUGUCCUUCCGCCGGCUGCUCUUACUUUGUGGGUGUGAUUUGCUCCGGUUUCUGUUUCCCCCGCACUUCCCGCCGGCUCUUCCCCAAUCUACAGCUUCGGUUUGCUUGCUGGAUUUCUUGGAAGCGAAACCGAGGACGGGAAAACCACGGAAAGUGACGAGUUAGAAGGCUAGCCAUUUCAAGAUUGAUAUAGAUUUUAGAAAUAAAUCAUACUUUUGUAAGAUAGAGUUUACCUUGAAUUUAUAAGAUCAAAACAGAUUUUGGUCAUUAGAUCAAUUACUUGGAUGUAAGUCAUUUUGGAUAUAGAAAUAAAUUGAAAUAUUUGAU
This is a messenger RNA of Rubroshorea leprosula, 505 nucleotides long. NCBI's taxonomy places the organism in Eukaryota, Viridiplantae, Streptophyta, Magnoliopsida, Malvales, Dipterocarpaceae. The record is from the annotation of a GenBank genome assembly.